GCUCUCUCUCUCUCUCUCUCUCUCUCUCUCUCUCGGAGCUGGUAAUGUGAGAAGAGAGGUCGUGAAGCUUAGAAAGCAACUACAAACAUGGUCCAAAAGCUCCAACAGCAGUUGAAGGAGCUCGGAUCGAAGCUCGAAAACCCUCCCGCCACCAAAGAUUCUGUCAUCAACCUCUUGGAGCAAGCUGCAACAUGUCUUUCUGAGUUGGAUCAAUCACCGACAAAGUCAAUAUUAAAGUCCAUGCAGCCUUUUCUGAAUGGGAUCGCUAAACCAGGACUUCUAAAGCAUCAAGAUAGGGAAGUUGCGCUUCUUGUUGCUACCUGUUUUUGUGAGAUAACUCGGAUUACUGCACCUGAAGCUCCUUACAGCGAUGAUGUUUUAAAGGACAUUUUUCAUUUAAUAGUCAGCACCUUUAGUGGUUUAAAUGAUACCAGUGGUCCAUCUUUUGGAAGGAGAGUUGGCAUAUUGGAGACUCUUGCAAGAUAUAGAUCAUGCAUUGUGAUGUUGGAUCUUGAAUGCGAUGAUCUAGUCAACCAAAUGUUCAGUACAUUUUUUUCUGUUGCCAGGUUUGUGUUAUAUAGUUGUGUUGAAGAAAAAUGCUACCCUUAAAAUUUGUAUAAAUUU
Molecule: messenger RNA, 624 nt
Organism: Camellia sinensis
Lineage: Eukaryota; Viridiplantae; Streptophyta; Magnoliopsida; Ericales; Theaceae
Source: RefSeq, a predicted model, not a curated record